This is a messenger RNA of Arvicola amphibius (Eurasian water vole), 945 nucleotides long. RefSeq names its product U1 small nuclear ribonucleoprotein A. The transcript has a single exon. Gene Ontology annotation, cellular component: U1 snRNP. Gene Ontology annotation, biological process: mRNA splicing, via spliceosome. The coding region runs from base 81 to 926 and encodes 281 amino acids. Gene Ontology annotation, molecular function: U1 snRNA binding. Lineage: Eukaryota; Metazoa; Chordata; Mammalia; Rodentia; Cricetidae. The record is from RefSeq and is a predicted model, not a curated record.
CCGGGGCCAGGACAGGAAGCCGUGUGCCUGAGCAGGGGAGCGUGGCAGGCGCGGCGGCUCAGCUGUGAGCAUCUCACACCAUGGCAGUUCCUGAGACCCGUCCCAACCACACUAUUUAUAUCAACAAUCUCAAUGAGAAGAUCAAGAAGGAUGAGCUCAAGAAGUCCCUGUAUGCCAUCUUCUCCCAGUUUGGCCAGAUCCUGGAUAUUCUGGUGUCUCGGAGCCUGAAGAUGAGGGGCCAGGCCUUUGUCAUCUUCAAGGAGGUCAGCAGUGCCACUAAUGCCCUGCGUUCCAUGCAGGGGUUCCCCUUCUACGACAAGCCCAUGCGCAUCCAGUAUGCUAAGACUGACUCGGACAUCAUUGCCAAGAUGAAGGGCACCUUUGUGGAGAGGGACCGCAAACGAGAAAAGAGGAAGCCCAAAAGUCAGGAGACACCAGCUGCCAAAAAAGCUGUUCAGGGUGGGGCAGCUGCCCCCGUGGUGGGCGCUGUUCAGCCUGUACCGGGUAUGCCACCGAUGACUCAGGCUCCCCGCAUCAUGCACCACAUGCCAGGUCAGCCUCCUUACAUGCCACCACCUGGCAUGAUCCCGCCACCGGGCCUUGCUCCUGGCCAGAUCCCGCCUGGGGCCAUGCCCCCGCAGCAGCUCAUGCCUGGACAGAUGCCGCCUGCCCAGCCUCUCUCCGAGAAUCCACCCAAUCACAUCCUGUUCCUAACCAAUCUGCCUGAGGAGACCAACGAGCUCAUGCUGUCCAUGCUUUUCAACCAGUUCCCUGGUUUCAAGGAGGUGCGUCUGGUCCCCGGGCGGCAUGACAUUGCCUUUGUGGAGUUUGACAACGAAGUGCAGGCUGGGGCAGCACGAGAUGCCCUGCAAGGCUUUAAGAUCACGCAGAACAAUGCCAUGAAGAUCUCUUUUGCCAAGAAGUAGCGCCUUCCCCCAUGGGGCG